AUGCAUUCAGAAAGCGGGGUUUCACCGAAGAAGGGAUUGGAAGCUGAAGUUUUGAAUUCAAAGGAAAACCUUAGCGGCAAAAACAUGAUAUUUAGAACAGAAAAAAUUGAUUUGAGGAGCUUGGAUGUGAUGCUAGAAAAACACUUGACCAAGAUUUUUACCAAAGGCAUUGCUAAAAGGCAUAAAGAGGCAUGGGAGAUUGAUUUGGCCAAAUUGGAUUUACAUUAUUCUGUAGCUAAGGGAACCUAUGGUACUGUCUACAAGGGUACCUAUGACAGCAAAGAUGUUGCAGUGAAAGUGUUGGACUGGGGUGAAGAUGGUGUUGCCACCGCUAAUGAAAUUGCUUCUUUACGAGCAUCAUUUUGGCAGGAGGUUACUGUAUGGCAAAAACUUGAUCACCCAAAUGUCACAAAAUUUAUUGGAGCUUCAGUGGCCACUUCAAAUCUUAUGAUUCCCUUACCAACCUACGGUCAAAAUUCUCUUCCUUCCAAGACGUGCUGUGUUAUUGCUGAGUUUCUUCCCGGUGGAACCCUGAGACAAUACUUGUUUAGAAAUAGGCGGAACAAACUUCCAUAUAAGGUUGUGAUUCAGCUGGCUUUGGACCUCUCUAGAGGUCUGAGUUAUUUACAUUCAAAGAAAAUUGUUCACCGCGAUGUAAAGCCUGAUAAUAUGUUGUUAGACGCUAAUCAAAAUUUGAAAAUAGCUGAUUUUGGAGUUGCUCGUGUUGAUUCUACCGAUGAAAGUGAGAUGACAAGUGAAACUGGAACCUAUGGAUAUAUGGCACCGGAGGUUUUAAGUGGCAAGCCUUACAACAGAAAAUGUGAUGUCUAUAGUUUUGGCAUUUGCUUGUGGGAAAUUUAUUGCCGUAAAUUGCCGAUUUCAAAGCUGAGCCUUGUUACUGUGUCAUGUGCAGUAAUGAAUCAGCGGGAUUUUGAAAAUUCUUUAGGAACUUUUUCUGGUGGAUUUGGAAGUCCAAUUGAACUACCCAAUGAAGAAUGGUCCAUCUUACCUUCAAUUGGACUGGGUCUAGGUUCAUUUGUUCAAAUUACCGGGGGAGACUUUUUGAAGUCCAUGAGUCCUUCCCUUUUUAGAAAUGCCAAGAAUUGUGGUUACCUCGUUACUCAGGCUUAUAAUCCAGUUGUUCUACCUGCAAAAAUGGGUACUAAUAUAUUGGAUAUACUGCUGCAUGUGGCAUCUGAUGGAGUUGACGAGCUUUGUGAUCAUAUCCAUAAGUUAUUGCCUGGAAAAUCUAUUGAGUAUAUUGCGUGGGAAGCCACAACCAACAAAGGGACUCCAGGAAGAGGUAAUACGCCUUCCAUUGGUGACGAUGGUGGAGAAAUUGGUGACGAUGAUCAUGGAUUGGUGCAUUUACGACCUGAGAUUCCAAGAAGUUGUCCAGGCGCCUUAGCAAACAUCAUAAGAAAAUGCUGGGAUGCAAAACCAGAUAGGCGUCCAGAAAUGCAUGAGGUGGUGGAAAUGUUGGAAGCGAUUGACACUAGCCAAGGAGAGACAGACAUUCGUGUUCGCACAGAUUAA
Messenger RNA from Sphenostylis stenocarpa, 1536 nucleotides. NCBI's taxonomy places the organism in Eukaryota, Viridiplantae, Streptophyta, Magnoliopsida, Fabales, Fabaceae. The record is from the annotation of a GenBank genome assembly.